Messenger RNA from Nanorana parkeri, 1115 nucleotides. RefSeq names its product zinc finger protein 330 (gene NOAZFP). Bases 10 to 975 code for a protein of 321 amino acids. The record is from RefSeq and is a predicted model, not a curated record. Gene Ontology annotation, cellular component: nucleus. NCBI's taxonomy places the organism in Eukaryota, Metazoa, Chordata, Amphibia, Anura, Dicroglossidae. The transcript is spliced from 9 exons. Gene Ontology annotation, molecular function: zinc ion binding.
GAAAAAAAAAUGCCCAAAAAGAAGACGGGUGCCCGUAAGAAGGCAGAGAGCCGCAAAGAAAGGGAAAAACAGCAGAGAGCUGCAAGAGGCACUGUAGAUCUUGCCAAACACCCUUGUAAUGCUUCUAUGGAAUGUGACAAAUGCCAAAGGCGGCAGAAGAACCGGGCUUUCUGCUAUUUCUGCAGUUCUGUACAAAAGGUGCCCAUGUGUGCCCAAUGCGGAAAGACCAAAUGCAUGAUGAAAUCCUCAGACUGUGUAAUUAGACAUCCCGGUGUUUAUAGCACUGGUAUGGCUAUGGUGGGUGCAAUCUGUGAUUUCUGUGAGGCCUGGGUGUGCCACGGCAAGAAGUGCCUAAGUGUCCAUGCGUGCAGCUGUCCCCUGACCUCUGCCGAAUGUAUUGAAUGUGAAAGAUCAGUCUGGGACCAUGGUGGCAGGAUAUUCUGUUGCUCCUUCUGUUACAACUUCCUGUGUGAAGAUGACCAGUUUGAACACCAGGCAAGCUGCCAAGUCUUGGAAGCAGAAACCUUUAAAUGCGCCUCCUGCAAUCGUUUAGGUCAACAUUCAUGCCUGCGCUGCAAGGCAUGUUUCUGCGAUGAUCAUGCUCGAAGCAAAGUUUUCAAGACUGAGAAAGGCAAGGAACCCCCCUGCCCGAAGUGUGGCCAUGAAACACAACAAACAAAGAACCUUAGCAUGUCUAUACGAACACUCAAGUAUGGCAGGCAGAGCGGAGCAGAUGAGGACGAAAAUGGAGCUUCUGGCUAUGACAAUUAUUGGAAGAAUCUGGCUUCUGGUGGCACCAAUACGUACGAUGAUGACGAUGAUGAGGAGGAGGAAGAUGAUGAAGAUGAUGAAGAUGAGGGUGAUGAGGAAGGAGAAAAGGAUUCUGAUACCGAGGCCACAGAUCUUUUCGGCCACUUGAACUUGGGCAGGACGUAUGCCAGUGGCUAUGCCUACUAUGAAGAGUCUAAAGACUGAGUUAAUAUUGUGUGCCCUAUAAUAAGAAUGUGGUAGCUUUGCUGCUUUCUAAGUUAUGAAGCAGCAGUGCCUCAUACAAUGUGUACGAUUUCAAGUAGGUCUAAACCCUAACUGGCCAAUAUUUAGUUUGCUAAAGCAUU